GAUGUGCUCAUAUUCCUUAUAACACUGAUAACACCGAAGUAGUAACUACUAACUAGUAAGUCAUAUUCAGUCAACACGUGUUUCAGACAUCAGUGUUUGUACUUGCGUUUAUGUGAACUGUUAUCCAAUGAUUAAACCAUGACGAGUUUUAUUCCAUGUGUGAAAUGGGUGAAACAAGGUGUAUCGUUACAUCAAAAUACGAUAAAAUUAUCUCAACAAGAAUUAAAAGAACUAACAGAAACCAAACCCAAAGAAAAAGAGCGAAGCAAGAGCGACAGAAAAGACUACGGUUUAGAAAAUUAUGACGAAGAAGAAAUGGAUAUGUCUGGAGCCAUGUCCAUUGGUGGUUUGGCUGUAUAUAAUAAUAACGAUUUUAAUGAAUCCGAUACUGACAGUGACAAGCUCGAUGAAAUACUCAAACCCGAUGACAAUCUUGUAUUAGUGGGCAAUGUUAAAAAAAAUGAGUGCUCGCUAGAAGUUUAUGUUUAUAAUGGCAAUGACAAAGAUUUUUACAUUCAUCACGACAUUAUUUUGAAGCACCCACCUUUAUGCUUGGAGUGGUUUGGUUCAAUUGGAAAUUUUUGUGCAUUGGGAUCCAUGUCUGCCAUGAUAGAAGUAUGGGAUUUAGAUUUAAUUGGAUGUUUGGAACCCACGUACAGAUUGGGUAGAAAAAAGAAAAAAAAUCCUGAAAGAAACUAUGGUCAUACUGAUGCUAUCUUAGAUAUAUCAUGGAAUGAACAUCUACCUCAUAUACUUGCCAGUGGUUCAGUAGAUGAGACUACCUUACUUUGGGAUCUAGAAACAAGUGAACCUCACACAAGAAUGGAAAAUUUUGGAGAUCACGUUCAAUCACUUAAAUGGCAUCCAUUUGAAUCACAGACGCUUGCAGUUGGGUCUUCAGAUUUUUAUGUUUAUGAUUGUCGCACUUAUGAUACAUAUAAAAAUUGGGAUGUUAAAGGUAAAGUAGAAAAAGUUCAUUGGGAUCCAUCCAAUGGAUUCUUGUGUUACAUUGGUACUGAUAGAGGUCAACUCAUUUGCUAUGAUUGUCGAGCUGAUAAACCGCUAUGGAAGUAUAAAGGUCAUGAGAAUGAAGUUACUGGAAUUUAUGUCUGGGAGAAAUUUAUUGUUAGCUCUUCAACAGACGAAACCUUAAAAGUGUGGGAUAGAGAGAAUAAACACUUAAUUAAAAUUAGAGAAUUUUCUGGUGCUUUGCAUAGUUUAGAUGGAAGUACGGAUAACCCAUCUUUAGUGGCUGUUGGUGGAAGUGGUACAUCUAAGUUUCAAUUAUUUGAUAUUAAUGAUUUUAGUUUAAAAACAUGUUAAUUUUAAUAAACUACAACUUUUUUUUAAA
Messenger RNA from Myzus persicae (green peach aphid), 1351 nucleotides. It is a transcript of the gene nclb, whose product is annotated as periodic tryptophan protein 1 homolog. Bases 139 to 1323 code for a protein of 394 amino acids. Gene Ontology annotation, cellular component: nucleus. NCBI's taxonomy places the organism in Eukaryota, Metazoa, Arthropoda, Insecta, Hemiptera, Aphididae. Gene Ontology annotation, biological process: rRNA processing. The record is from RefSeq and is a predicted model, not a curated record. The transcript has 3 exons. Gene Ontology annotation, molecular function: protein binding.